UCCACGGCCGCCAUUUUCUUUCUUUCUUAGCAGUUGGCUGGGAGAAGGUCUCUGCGAAGAAGCGUUAGCAGGCACAGUAGGUUAGACAUGGCAGACUAUUCAACAGUGCCUCCACCUUCCUCUGCCUCAGCUGGUGGUGGAGGCGGCGGCGGCGGUGGUGGAGGAGUUAACGAUGCUUUCAAAGAUGCGCUGCAGAGAGCCCGGCAGAUUGCAGCAAAAAUUGGAGGUGAUGCUGGUACAACACUGAAUUCAAAUGACUAUGGUUAUGGGGGACAAAAAAGGCCUUUGGAAGAUGGAGAUGGCUCUUGGACAAGUCCGAGCAGUACAACACACUGGGAGGGAAUGCCCUCUCCUUUUAAAGAUCAACCAGAUGCUAAGAAAGUUGCUCCUCAAAAUGACUCUUUUGGGACUCAGUUACCACCGAUGCAUCAGCAGCAAAGGUCUGUAAUGACAGAAGAAUACAAAGUUCCAGAUGGAAUGGUUGGAUUUAUAAUUGGCAGAGGAGGUGAACAGAUCUCACGCAUACAGCAGGAAUCUGGAUGCAAAAUACAGAUUGCUCCUGACAGUGGUGGCCUUCCAGAAAGGUCUUGUAUGUUAACUGGAACACCUGAGUCUGUCCAAUCAGCAAAACGGUUACUGGACCAGAUUGUUGAAAAAGGAAGACCAGCCCCUGGCUUCCAUCAUGGUGAUGGACCAGGAAAUGCAGUCCAAGAAAUAAUGAUUCCAGCUAGCAAGGCAGGAUUAGUUAUUGGAAAGGGGGGAGAGACUAUUAAACAACUUCAGGAGCGGGCUGGAGUUAAAAUGGUUAUGAUUCAAGACGGACCUCAGAACACUGGUGCUGACAAACCUCUUAGAAUUACAGGAGAUCCAUACAAAGUUCAACAAGCCAAGGAAAUGGUGUUAGAGUUAAUUCGUGAUCAAGGUGGUUUCCGAGAGGUUCGAAAUGAGUAUGGGUCAAGGAUAGGAGGAAAUGAAGGGAUAGAUGUCCCCAUUCCAAGAUUUGCUGUUGGCAUUGUAAUAGGAAGAAAUGGAGAGAUGAUUAAAAAAAUACAAAAUGAUGCUGGUGUUCGUAUUCAGUUUAAGCCAGAUGAUGGAACAACGCCUGACAGAAUAGCACAAAUAACAGGACCUCCAGAUCGAUGUCAACAUGCUGCAGAAAUUAUUACAGACCUUCUCCGAAGUGUACAGGCUGGUAAUCCUGGUGGACCUGGACCUGGUGGUCGAGGAAGAGGUAGAGGUCAAGGCAACUGGAACAUGGGACCACCUGGUGGACUACAGGAAUUUAAUUUCAUUGUACCAACUGGAAAAACUGGAUUAAUAAUAGGAAAAGGAGGUGAAACCAUAAAAAGCAUAAGCCAACAAUCUGGUGCAAGAAUAGAACUUCAGCGAAAUCCUCCACCUAAUGCAGAUCCUAAUAUGAAAUUAUUUACAAUUCGUGGCACUCCACAGCAGAUAGACUAUGCUCGGCAACUCAUAGAAGAAAAGAUUGGUGGCCCAGUAAAUCCUUUAGGGCCACCUGUACCCCAUGGGCCCCAUGGUGUCCCAGGCCCCCAUGGGCCUCCUGGGCCUCCUGGGCCUGGAACUCCAAUGGGACCUUACAACCCUGCACCUUACAAUCCAGGACCACCUGGCCCUGCUCCUCAUGGUCCUCCAGCUCCUUAUGCUCCCCAGGGAUGGGGAAAUGCAUAUCCACACUGGCAGCAACAGGCCCCUCCUGAUCCAGCUAAGGCAGGAACUGAUCCAAAUUCAGCAGCUUGGGCUGCGUAUUAUGCUCACUAUUAUCAACAGCAAGCACAGCCACCACCUGCAGCUCCUGCUGGUGCACCAACUACAACCCAAACCAAUGGACAAGGAGAUCAACAGAAUCCAGCUCCAGCUGGACCAGUUGAUUAUACUAAGGCUUGGGAAGAAUACUACAAGAAAAUGGGUCAGGCAGUUCCUGCUCCUACUGGUGCUCCACCAGGUGGUCAGCCAGAUUAUAGUGCAGCCUGGGCUGAGUACUACAGACAGCAAGCAGCCUACUAUGCCCAGACAAGUCCCCAGGGAAUGCCACAGCAUCCUCCAGCACCUCAGUGCCUUCCCAGACCUUCCACCUUAGGUUCUGCUGCAAAAAGCAACAGUGCUGAAGAUGCUGCAAGCACCAAAUCAUAGCUCAUAAAAUCAGGUCCUGAGAUAGUUACCCAUAAAGAGGAAUCCUUUGAGUGUAUGCCAUUGGUGAGCCGAUGAGCAUGGACCAUAGAAGGGCUCAAUGUAGAAGGUAAAAUUGGCGAAUCAUAAUUGAGAAAUAUGAAAUGUAUUCCCAUACAUAAUAUGGUAUAGGGUGUAAUGUACCUGCUUUUGAUCACUUCAUUUUUAAGUGCUAUUCACUUGCUCUUAAAUGUUCCAUGAACUGUUAAGUUUCAUAAGUUAUGUAGUUUGCACCACAUUUGUGUGUGUGUGUGUGUAUGUGUUUUGAUAGUCAAUGAUAGGUAUGUUAAGAUUGAUGAUAUGAAGGAGCUCUUUGAACUUUAAGAGCUUGUCAAGAUGGGGUUAGCUGUAGUUUGCAUUUUUACAAAAGAAUAUAUAGAUGAAUGCUAAUAGAUAUUGGGGCAUUGUUUCUGUCUUACGAGAAUUUUUUAUCAUUACCAUAAGCCUUCACUGAUACUGCAAGCAUUUUUUUUAAUGGCGCUAAUCUUAACCUUACAAUAAAUGGAAAGCAGAAAAGGUGAGCCAGUCGGUUUGAAUGCAGUGGAUGUUAGGAGUGUUAGAAACAAUGUUUAGUUUAGAUUGAAAUUGAACUGAUUUAUUUUAUUUAGCACUUAAAAACUUGACAAUGUGUUUUUUUUUUCAAGAUACCUUAGUGUGGUGGUGCUUAGAAUUCUUAUGUUUUGAUGUUUCUUUUAGAAAUGAGAAGUAUGCUUUUAUUUUUAAUUAAUGAAAAUGGUUUUAAUACUAAAACUAGUUAUUUAAUAUUAGUUGUUUCUAAACAUUGUAAAAUAUAUCCUUAGACAAAUACCUUGGUAGUUAAUUCAUAUGGGUGGGUUUGGGUAGGAGUAGCAGAGUUCCUUAAGGGGGAAGUAGGAAUAUAUGCAGAAGAGAUAACAUUUCAUUUGUGUGAAUACUCUGCCAGAGGAAUCGGUUCUAUCUGCAAAGUUAUCUAUGUCUAAAAUAGGGGUGUAGAAAUUGCUAAUCAGUGAGGAUGUAUUUUUAUUUUCUGAAAAUUCUGCCUCAUUUUAAAAUGUAUUUUAACAAUACCUAGUUAAUUUUGACUCUGAAAAUAACCUUAUUUUUUGUUUAGUCACUUGAGUUUUAUUGCCACAGUAUAAACUUCUGAGGAAUUUUUUUAAUUGGUUUAAAUUGGUGCUUCUAGGAAGCACAUAAAUCCUAGGGUUUUAUUUUCUUCAUUGAUACCCCUAUAGAAACUCUUAUAUGUAUUUGCGCAUAUAUAUAUUUUUUCUUAUGCAUGCUCAAUGCAUUUUCGUCCUGAGAAAAGUGUUCUCUACAGAAACUACCCGUGUGUAAAAAGAAGAUUGGCUUAAAAUGGCUACUGUGAUGGGAACAGUGUCUUAGGGAGAUGCAGCUUGGACUUGAGGUAAAUUGAAUACUUUACAAACUGUGGUUUAGAGUUUGCUUUAAUGACAUUGUAUGUAAAAGUACACAUGAUUGCUGUAAUCUUGUUAUGG
This is a messenger RNA of Pteronotus mesoamericanus, 3662 nucleotides long. RefSeq names its product far upstream element binding protein 1 (gene FUBP1). The record is from RefSeq and is a predicted model, not a curated record. Gene Ontology annotation, molecular function: mRNA binding. The transcript has 22 exons. The coding region runs from base 88 to 2151 and encodes 687 amino acids. Gene Ontology annotation, cellular component: cytoplasm; nucleus. Gene Ontology annotation, biological process: regulation of DNA-templated transcription. Lineage: Eukaryota; Metazoa; Chordata; Mammalia; Chiroptera; Mormoopidae.